This is a messenger RNA of Aspergillus saccharolyticus JOP 1030-1, 1513 nucleotides long. RefSeq names its product class I SAM-dependent methyltransferase. The record is from RefSeq and is a predicted model, not a curated record. Gene Ontology annotation, molecular function: methyltransferase activity. The transcript is spliced from 9 exons. NCBI's taxonomy places the organism in Eukaryota, Fungi, Ascomycota, Eurotiomycetes, Eurotiales, Aspergillaceae. Bases 200 to 1396 code for a protein of 398 amino acids.
UGUGCCCCGAGAUUAAGAGGAUUUUAGUGGAAAUGACAGCUCACAGGAUGAGAGAAACCUUUUGGUGGCACGACUGGACACAUUCCAUCCCUUCCUGCAUGGAUCUGCAACUGAUGGCCGACCGACGCCUAAGGCUAAGCGAUUGAUUCGAUCCCCGCCCAGCCUUGUAUUUUAUAGGCUCAUCUUGCUGCUGGAUUGAAUGGACUGCACGAUGACCACCACUGAACAUCCUGGGCCUCAUUCGACAGGGCACAACGACUAUGGCUACGCUGAGACUGGCGGGCCCCACGCAGCGCCCUCGUCGCCUCUGAAUCCUCCAAUCGCCCCUCUGGAAGACGAGGAUGGAGAAGAACCAGAAGACUUUGUAACCGACACUGAGUCGCUGCGCAGUCGGAGUGAUUACGAUGAGGAUUUCAUGGAAACCUACUCCCUCUCCUCCAGUAUCCUCGACUACCAAUAUGAGAAUGGCCGCCGAUAUGCAAGCUUCCGCUCGGGACACUACAUGAUGCCCAAUGAUGAAGAGGAACAAGAAAGACUGGACUUGACCCAUCAUAUCUACCUGAUGCUGAUGGGGGGCGAGCUAUACAACGCGCCCAUCAAGAAUCCUCAAAAGGUGCUCGACCUCGGCACUGGGACCGGCAACUGGGCCAUCGACUUUGCUGAUUCCCAUCCAGGCGCCAUGGUGGUUGGCAACGACCUCAGUCCCAUCCAGCCCUCGUGGGUGCCUCCCAACGUCGACUUUUUCGUCGACGACUACGAAGCCGACUGGCUCGAGAAAUUGAACGCCUACGACUUCAUCCACUCGCGCAACCUGGCCGGGUACGAUCCUUACCCCCGCCCCCCUCUCCAUCUUCCCCACCCCUACUCACAUCCCAGCGCCCACACAAUUAACCCAGCUAGAUGCGUCAUGGACUGGCACCGCCUCAUCCGCCAGGCCUACGACCACCUUAAACCCGGCGGGUAUCUGGAACUCCAAGAAAGCGCCGUGUGGGCGUGGAGCGACGACGGGACCCUCACAAUGGACUCCCCGCUGAUGGAAUACCUGAUGGCGCUGAACGACGCAGGGCACAUGAUCGGGCGGGAGCUGAACAUCUACAUCGACCUGAAGCCCUGGCUGCUGGCGCACGGCUUUGAGGACGUGCACGAGCAGACCUACAUCCUGCCCUUUUCGCCGUGGCCACAGGAUCCCCGGCUGCGCGAGAUCGGGCGGGUGCAGGCGGCGAUGGUGGAGAAGGCUGUGGAGGCGUACGGGUUGCGGCUGUGUACGCAGGUGCUGGGCUGGAGUCAGGACCGCACGCGGAUUAUGCAGAGUCUGGUGCGGCAGCAGCUGAAGGAUCGCUCGCAGCACUCGUAUACUAAGAUUAAGGUUGUGUAUGGCCGGAAGCCUCUGAUAUAGUCAAGGAACUGUCAAUACACGUUUCUCCUGGUCUGGAGAAAUGGUUCAUCAUAGCGCUACCAUGCUACGGAGAAGGAGAUGAUUGGUCUGCUGCUGCUGCUGCUACUACUACAAUGU